CAACAUCUACAACUUUGUUCCGAGAAUUAAUCAAGAAACGCAGAUCUGAACGGUAGGAACGAAAUAUUUCAUUUUGACUCUUACAUCGGAAUGGAAAACAGCACUAACUCCUCAACUGGAGGCUCUCAGGGAGAAAGCUUUGAGUUCAGACUCACAAAGGCAACAAUUUGCAUGUUUGUCCUCGUCACGUCCUUAAUUGAAAACAUGUUGGUGCUAGUGAUUCUUAAGAAGAACCAUCAAAACCGUAUGAGAACAGCUAAUACCUUUUUCAUCGCAAACAUGUCAGUGGCCGACGUUCUGUUCGCUUUACAGAACAUACCCCAUGCUUAUAACAAUUAUUUACUGAAAGAACAAUGGAAUCUUCAAGGAUGGGUUGGAAUUGCAUUAUGCAAGAUCGACAUGUUCUUUUCUCUUAUAACUAUAGUUACUGGAAAUCUUACUAUCUUAGCCAUUGCCGUGGAUCGAGUGUUUGCAGUGUAUGUUCCGCUCAAGAAGAUCAUUACCCGAAGAAUCUGUUUUAUGAUCAUAUUUGUGACAUGGUUAAUACCCACGCUUUUCGCUUCACCCCUACUGUACUACGGUGACUUAAUAAUUAGAAACGGUGUCACCUCGUGUAAUCUCACAGAUAGAAGGAUUCUGAAAACGUGGUACAUGGUUUUGGCGGGAAUUUUAGCCACAACUCUCGCCACCAUCCUGGCGUUGUAUACAGCCAUUGGUUUCAAGCUUUCGGGUCGAAAAUUUCCUGGCAAUGCAAGUCAAAAAAAUCGCGAGCGCAGAUUGAAAAGAAAUCGCGAUAUUUUUAAGAUGCUCAUUACUUUGAUUGUCGUGUUUUACAUCUGUUCCUUGCCAAUUCUGAGUUUACAUGUGUCUUUGGUCCUUGGUUUCUACGAAUUGUUAAAAAUAAACCACAUCCGGUUUAUUGCAUUUUUGUUAUACUUCUCGAACGGUGCCAUUAAUCCAAUUAUUUACCUCAUUUUCAAUGAGAGCUUUCGUGAUGGGAUCAAGGCUGCUCUGUCUCAUUGCAAAUGCUCUAGGAGUCUUGCUUACUCUGUUGAAACUGAGGCUGCUGCAAGGAAAAAAAGCACAGAUGAUGGAAAUGAUGGACUGAGAUCCUCGACUCAGUUGUAAAUUCAGAAGCAGGGAGCGAGGAAUCCUUACUCACGCUGGAACUUCGACGUGUAUGAACAAGAAAACUUCUCUAUGAAAACCAAUUGAACAUCUGAAUCGACAAAGAACUUGGCUUGUCAUCAACAGCUGUCGACGAGGAGUCACUCUCAGCAUUAUGAUUAUCAAAAUUCACCUUACACUUCUUACCAGAUUUUCCGUGAGAAUGUCUCCGUUUCCUUAUGAAAAAUCAUCGUAACUUCACACAUAAACUGUCAAGAGAAGUCGUCAAGGGACGUCUUAGCCAUUUUAGGUGGGGCCAUUACAAAACAUUGCCAAAUGGACUCCAUACUUAACGAGAAUUAUUCAAUCGUUUUUUCGUUUGCUGCAUGUAAAUGACCUGUUUAUCUACUACAAUCUUUAAAAUUUUUAAAUGUAAGCCAGAAAAGUUUGAAUACCAACGACUGAUCGAAAAUAUAUGAUAUGGAAGAAAAAAAAAUGGCAAACACUGAACUUACUUGAGAAAUUUAUUACACACCAUCUAAAUAUUUCAUCAGGUACGAGUAGUGACAAUCCUCCCAGAGUCGUGGAUGUGGUUUAUUGCUUAGUAAGACCCGUGAUUGUACAUGUCAGACUUAUCAAGUUGCAUCUAUUGAUAACAGAAGUCGUUUAAAAUGUCUACGUUUUCGUUCUAAAAGGCAGUCACCUGCGAUCGAAAACAUGAUAUUGAUAUCUCCGUACAAAUACUAACGACAAUAAAAAGUUUUCUGCGGG
This is a messenger RNA of Pocillopora damicornis (cauliflower coral), 1878 nucleotides long. RefSeq names its product substance-P receptor. Gene Ontology annotation, molecular function: G protein-coupled receptor activity. Gene Ontology annotation, biological process: G protein-coupled receptor signaling pathway. The record is from RefSeq and is a predicted model, not a curated record. Gene Ontology annotation, cellular component: plasma membrane. NCBI's taxonomy places the organism in Eukaryota, Metazoa, Cnidaria, Anthozoa, Scleractinia, Pocilloporidae.